GGCACCAACCAAUGACACAUCCUUGUCGGGUAUGUAUAUAGUACCAAAUGCAUAUUUUAGGGAGCAUUAACAUCAACUUAAUGCACUUGUUUUAUCAAGAAUCUAUCCACAUAAUCAGGAUUAGGUAGGCGUCUCACUGUCUAUAGUGGUUAUGGCCUUAAGUUUUAAACCCAUUGUUCAUAAUUUCAGAUGGUAAUGUACACACAUCAGUUUGGCCAAGUAUCCGGUGGACUGUCUGUGUUGGUGGCCGAGAAGCAGAUCUAUCCUGUAUGGGAACGUGGAGGUGCUCUCGGGGACUUGUGGGUAAAGGCUGAGGUGGAGUUUGUCAUCAACAGCACGUUCCAGAUUCUGUUUGUCGCUGCUAUUCGAGACCAUGCUUACGGAGGGAUCGCUAUUGAUGAUAUUGUGUUGUCCCCUGAGUGCCGUUUAUCCAAUGAAUCAAUGCCACUUCCAGAAUUUCCAAAACCUCCUGCUCACCCUUGCACAGAUGAUGAUUUGAAAAUCUGUGACUUUAAGGAGGACUGUCCUGCUGGAGAAGAUGAGGCUCAGUGUGGGGACUUCUCAUAUGAGACGGGAAGCUCUGGCUGGACAGAUACCAGUAUAGGGAGCCAAGCCUGGGAGUUAAAACUGGAGUAUAAUGACACCAUUAAAGAGGAGUUCCUGUCUGUGAUUGGCGCUCCCGGGCAGCAGCUAAGUGAAGCCCAAACUCGUACCCCUCUCUUGGGUCCAUCAGGUCUGGCAUGCACCCUUCAGUUCUCCUACAGUCUCAGUGGCGGUGAUCUGGCAGUGUAUGUUGUGGGCAGUGUGUUGGGGACUCAUCCUGUGCUGUGGGAGUUUUCUGGAAGAACCAAUGAGACAGCAGGGACUUGGGUAAAGGAGGAAGUCUAUGUUGGAGCCAGAGAUCAUCGCUUUCAGUUAGAGUUCAGGGCCCGUGCUAAAGAGCUCUCCCCAAGUAACCAGAUUGCAGUGAAGGAUGUGCACUUUGUUGACUGUUCUGCUCUGUUUAUUCCUUCUGGUGGUGAUCUGGUGGUGGAUAUGUGGGACACUUCACUGCGAGGUCUGGCUGGACGUCUCCUCUCAGUCAGACAGUAUAGUAACUCAGAGCACUGUCUGUCCUUCUUCUACAAACUCUAUGGGCCAAACACAGGCGCUCUCAGUGUAAAGCUGCAGUUUGCUGAUGGCUCCGAAGAGCUGUUGUGGACACGCACCGGUGCCCAUGGUAACGUUUGGCAUGAGGGCCAUUGCUCUGUGCCUCCUCAGCUCUUUGCUUUCCAGGGUAACUUCUACAUGCUGGCCCACAGCAGUUUCGAUGUCCUUCCCCAGGGCAGUGUGACCACCUCGACUUCCCCUGUGCGUAGAGGUUUGACUCACACCGAAUGUGUACACUUCUGGUACCACACAGGAGGAGACAAACCAGGCACGCUGAAUGUCUAUGUGAAGCCAACUGAUGGAAACAGGAUACAGUUAUUUUCCAGUAGCAUCAGGCAGGGACAUGCCUGGCGUCAUGGCCAAGGGAUUGUCAACUGGCAUGGAGAUUGGCAGCUGCAGUUUGAGGUGAAGGGUGAAGGAGACACAAGAUUCAGUUUUAUUGCCAUUGAUGUCAUCACCUACUCGACUCACAGCUGCCCCACAACAGAUAGCAUCUGUGAUUUCGAGAAAGGUUUGUGUGGUUGGUCCAACACUCAGAACCCAUCUGUAGACUGGUUAGAAUGGGACCUGACCAGUGUGCAAGCUGAGAUGUUCUACAGCACACCACCAUAUGACCACACGCUAUACACAGAAGAAGGACACUUCUUGGUCCUUCCUAACUCCCAGCGUGACACCGCUACCCAGAAUGCCUGGUUGCUGAGCCCUCACCUGGCACCAACCAAAGGAACCUGUCGGAGCUUUUGGGUUUAUCAGCCAACCAUGUGUAUGUAUAUACAGUAUGUAUCUAUAUCAUCAAACUGUCAGUUUUAGUUGUUUAUUACUUCAGUUUUUUAGUAUG
Molecule: messenger RNA, 1987 nt
Organism: Sinocyclocheilus rhinocerous
Lineage: Eukaryota; Metazoa; Chordata; Actinopteri; Cypriniformes; Cyprinidae
Product: apical endosomal glycoprotein-like
Exons: 14
Coding region: 190-1959 (589 amino acids)
Cellular component (GO): membrane
Source: RefSeq, a predicted model, not a curated record